CCUGGACAAAAUGCUUUCAGAGAGAUUACCACUUUGUAUGACCAAGCAAGGGUUACUAUUACGAUUUUUAUUCUGCAGCUGUGAAAACCAAGACUCAGAAACAUCAAGGGCCAUGUCCAGUGAUAGGUAUCUUAAAGAUUGAGAGUCAGAUCUCCAGUCCUUGCAUCUGCCUCCACCUCCCUACAGUGGACACAGCACUGGCUUGACAGUCGGCUCUUAGGUUCCUGUCCUUCUGCUAACUAGCUGUGUGAUCCUGGUCAAGUCCUGUAAGCCCUGGGCAUCAUUUCUUUUGACUGUCAACCGAAAGGGCUGGGCUGCUUGGUCUCUAAGAACAUCCUGUAAAGCAGCUGAUAAGAAAGAAAUUGCAACAGCUGGUCUUUGAAGACUAGUCAGAGGUGCCCUGAUUUCUCCCAGCACAAAAAUGAUAAGGUGUUCAGCUAAUAUCGUACUUUUAGAAAAAAUAUUGUCCAGACUCACUGUGCUAUUUCCCAAAUAUGAUUUGGGGAACGAGCCAACAGAUAAAGAAGGAUAUUUAUUUUUGUUUGUAACGUCGACGUCUUCUUUCGGGUUCGAUCGAACAAUCAGGAGAUCUGUGUAGGCCACAGCGUCAUUGCACGCCGGGGUCCUUGCCCACUCCCUCUCUCUGCCACCACGCAAAGCCUGGGAGAAUGCUUUUGAAAGCGAAUCAGGAAAUUACUUAUCAAUCUGAAGCCCUAAAGAGUUAUGAAUAAUCCUUGCUGCCAAAGGAAAGGGGAUUUCGAGCAAAAGCUCCACAUCUGCGCACACUAGAGUUCAAAGACUCCAGCUGUUGGAAGGUCUUGCGAGCAAUAGCCAAAGAUGUUUGUCUUGCUCUAUGUUACAAGUUUUGCCAUUUGUGCCAGUGGACAACCCCGGGGUAAUCAGCUGAAAGGAGAGAACUACUCCCCCAGGUAUAUCUGCAGCAUUCCUGGCUUGCCUGGACCUCCAGGGCCCCCUGGAGCAAAUGGUUCCCCUGGUCCCCAUGGUCGCAUCGGCCUUCCAGGAAGAGAUGGUAGAGACGGCAGGAAAGGAGAGAAAGGUGAAAAGGGAACUGCAGGUUUGAGAGGUAAGACUGGACCACUAGGUCUUGCCGGUGAGAAAGGGGACCAAGGAGAGACUGGGAAGAAAGGACCCAUGGGACCAGAGGGAGAGAAAGGAGAAGUAGGUCCAGUUGGUCCUCCUGGACCAAAGGGAGACAGAGGAGAACAAGGGGACCCAGGGCUGCCUGGAGUUUGCAGAUGUGGAAGCAUUGUGCUCAAAUCCGCCUUUUCUGUUGGCAUCACAACCAGCUACCCAGAAGAAAGACUACCUAUUAUAUUUAACAAGGUCCUCUUCAAUGAGGGAGAGCACUACAACCCUGCCACAGGGAAGUUCAUCUGUGCUUUCCCAGGGAUCUAUUACUUUUCUUAUGAUAUCACAUUGGCUAAUAAGCAUCUGGCAAUUGGACUGGUACACAAUGGGCAGUACCGGAUAAAGACCUUCGAUGCCAACACAGGAAACCAUGAUGUGGCUUCAGGGUCUACAGUCAUCUAUCUGCAGCCAGAAGAUGAAGUCUGGCUGGAGAUCUUCUUCACAGACCAGAAUGGCCUCUUCUCAGACCCAGGUUGGGCAGACAGCUUAUUCUCCGGGUUCCUCUUAUAUGUUGACACGGAUUAUCUAGAUUCCAUAUCAGAAGAUGACGAAUUGUGAUCAGGACCAAGAUCCCUGUGGUAGACACUCUGAUUGAAUCUGGGGUUCCAGAAGGUGGAACAAGUAGGAAUGGGAUCCAAAGAGACUCCCACUCAGAUUCUAAAGCCUUUAAAGACAAUUCCAGCAGAAUUUAUCAAAACAAGAUGAAACACAGAAAAAUUGAAACCACAACAAAAUGAAUUCUAUUAAAGAAUAGCCCCAGAUAUAAAUUCUUUUGAAAGCAAUGUUCAUAAAUAUUUAAGCAAAUUAAAGACAAUAUUAACAAAAUUUCUAUUAAAUGCCCUGAGUGACAAAACCAGUUGGCAAGAAUAUUGCCUCAUUAAAUCUUCAAAAAUAUAUUUUAGUCUGUUAUUUAAGAGAAACAUAACAUAACAUCCCAAAAUCUUUGACAAUUCUCGAAAGGCUAUAUAGUAAGUCAAAAACCAAAGGUAAGAGAUGCUAACUAUUUUUCAAGCAAGCUACAGAGAAAUGACAAAUGUCUUUUUAUUAUUUAUUCCUUCGUGUUUGUAUAUAUUCACUCAGCAACCCAUUAAUGAGCCUGUAAGGACCAGACACUGUGGCACUGAAUCAGAUUUAAUAAUGAGUUAAGACAAAGCCCCUGCCUACAGGCUAGUGUGUGGUGAUCAAACGAUCACAAUUCAGUGUGAUGAGCAGCAUAGCAAACAGAUGGAUUUGAUGCUAAAAGCACACAGGGUCUGCUAUUCCUGAGGCUGGGGUCCAGAGAAGCUUUUA
Messenger RNA from Chlorocebus sabaeus (green monkey), 2439 nucleotides. It is a transcript of the gene C1QTNF7, whose product is annotated as C1q and TNF related 7. The record is from RefSeq and is a predicted model, not a curated record. Gene Ontology annotation, molecular function: protein binding. Lineage: Eukaryota; Metazoa; Chordata; Mammalia; Primates; Cercopithecidae.